This is a messenger RNA of Aspergillus ochraceoroseus IBT 24754, 1015 nucleotides long. It is a transcript of the gene coq4, whose product is annotated as ubiquinone biosynthesis protein COQ4. Gene Ontology annotation, cellular component: mitochondrion; mitochondrial inner membrane. The record is from RefSeq and is a predicted model, not a curated record. The transcript has 2 exons. Gene Ontology annotation, biological process: ubiquinone biosynthetic process. Lineage: Eukaryota; Fungi; Ascomycota; Eurotiomycetes; Eurotiales; Aspergillaceae. The coding region runs from base 73 to 939 and encodes 288 amino acids.
UCAUACCACCACUAUCACCACCCAAACUGACAACAUUCAUUCUCCUCAUCUCAGCUUGGGUUGACUGGGAAUAUGUCUGUUCUCGGAAGGUAUGGUGGUGCACCUCUCCGUGCCCGAGAAUUAGCCCUCCCGUCAAUUCCCAUCCGAUCAACGUGUCGCUCGCGACCUUUUUCCGGCUUGAAUCGUCCGCCGCCAAAAUAUCCCAACCAUGUUCCGCUCAAUUUCCUCGAGAAGGGCUUUCUCACCGUAGGCUCUGCAUUGGGGUCUCUCCUGAAUCCUCGAAGAGCAGACCUAAUCGCAACCCUCGGCGAAGUCACAGCAACGCCAUACUUCAUCUACCGACUGCGCGAUGCAAUGCUCCAAGACCCAACCGGUCGCCAAAUCCUCCGCGACCGCCCCCGCAUAACUUCAACCACCCUGCGACUUCCCUACCUCCGCUCUCUACCCGAGAACUCCAUCGGCCGGACCUACGCCGCUUGGUUGGACAGAGAAGGCGUCAGCCCGGAUACCCGCGACAAUGUCCAAUACAUCGAUGACGAGGAAUGCGCGUACGUCAUGCAGCGGUACCGCGAGUGCCACGAUUUCUUCCAUGCGGUGACCGGGUUGCCGACCUUCGUGGAGGGCGAGCUGGCGCUCAAGGCGUUCGAGUUCCUGAAUACGGUGAUCCCCAUGACGGGGCUGAGUAUGUUUGCGGCGAUUCGGUUAAAGCCCGCAGAGCGCGAGAGGCUUUUUUCGUUGUAUCUGCCCUGGGCGGUGCGAAGCGGGUUACAGAGUAAAGAGCUGAUUAAUGUCUAUUGGGAGAAGAUUCUGGAGAAGGACGUGGAUGAGCUACGUGCGGAGUUUGGGAUUGAGAAGCCGCCGGAUAUGAGGGAGAUUCGGAAGAUGGUUAGGAUGCAGGAGAAGCGGGAGAAGGAGAGACUCGAGGGGAAGUCUGUAUAGUAUAGUAAUAAUGUGCGCUCUUACGGGCGAGGAACAUUGUGUGUAUUUUACCUUUUUUUUUUUUUUUUUUUUUUUU